UGAUGUCACUCCAAUUGGGAAUAUAACAAACGGUUUAACUAUUAUUGCAUAACGUUUCCCUCAUCGAUCUUAAUAACGCUUACUUUAUACUGCGUUUACGACGAAAAAUAGGGGUCACUCAGUUAACAGCCAAGAAAUCGUCUCGAGAUUGAAUGAAUCGCGAAUUAUCGAGUUUCCACUUGCAUUUAUCCCUUAACUCAUUCUUCUCAAACAAAGUGUUACGCAAUGAUUAAUACGAUGCACGGAAAUCUUCAAGUCCCUUCAUCACACACUCUUUAUUGUCAUUCAGAAUUACUAUUGUAAAUGGAACAAUUCAUGUUUUUCGAAAAGAUAAAAUUGGUUUUGGGUCUUAACAGUUUGCAGAAGAGCGACGGAAUUAUUUGAUGUAGUUUAAAUGACAAUGACAAUCAUCAGACCGGCAGGUGGUUCACUGAUCAGGUGGGAGAGGAAUUGUUCUCUCAUUCUAAAAUUAGCGGACGCAUGAACAUUACGAAAAUGGGAUCACCUAAAUACCUUCCAUAUUUACGGAUAUGUUACAGAAAAUGUGUUUUGAACCGCACGUAUUCCGGUCGAUUCAAAUUCAAAUUUCACUCUUCCGCGUACACAUUUUUUAAUGCAGCAAGUCUGCCCUGAUAAAAGAAGUCUAGCAAUUACACUAAUUUUCGUAUUUAACUGAGACUUCUACUAAUGCCUUCCGUGUUAAUUCAAUAGCAAAAUGUAGUAGAUGAUAAAAUGUACAGCUGUUUAUUUCAACUUAUAAUUAUGCAUUUUCAUACAAUUCUUUUUAUAAACGAGAACUUUCAUUACUUAAUGUCAAGAAAUAUAGUGAUCUAAUUUACGUAUUGACCACUGUAUAUAUUCCCGUUGACAUUGUUUCGGAGCUGAGCGUUGACAAACCGGUCGACGCGUUCCCCUAAUGCGCUCUGAGGAAGUAAGAAUUAGGAGAUCGAUUACUAUACUUAAAUCGCGUCGAGUUCAAGUAGCCAAAGGAGGAGUCAGCGAAGACCAAAGGAAACUACUAAGGAUAGCCACCAACUUCGUUUAAGAAACCAGCAACAACAUUCAUCAUAACAAAAGAUUCGGAAGAGGCUCCAGAGACUGAGGAAUGAAAAUGGAGAACGCUAAGGAGGAGACGAUAAACAUGCAGCUGAUCGCUUCCGAGAGUCCGUACAAAGUUAAUAAUGAAAUCGCCGGAAGCGGUCUGAAUGAAUCGGAAGUCCCAAUAUCGCCGGCCACAAACACAGAAGACUACGACCCCCACAAACAUCGGAACAGACCGAAUCCAACUUCGAACGCGGAGACGUUGAUACAUUUGUUAAAAGGCAGCCUGGGUACCGGGAUCCUCGCGAUGCCCAACGCGUUCUGCAACAGCGGGCUGGUUACCGGCGUGAUAGGCACAGUGAUCAUUGGAAUAUUGUGCACAUACUGUUUACACGUAUUAGUGAAAGCUCAGUACAAACUGUGUAAACGGUUAAGAGUUCCUAUAUUGAGUUAUCCGCUGAGCAUGAAAUAUGCUCUCAAGGACGGACCCUACUGUGUUCGAUGGUUCGCGCCUUACGCACCAGGACUUGUAGACGGGUUCAUGAUUGUGUAUCAAUUGGGAAUAUGCUGCGUUUAUAUCGUAUUUGUAGCGUCGAAUAUCAAGCAGGUGGCGGACCAGUAUUGGGAACCGUUGGACGUUAAGACCCAUAUGCUGAUCUUGCUGCUACCAUUGAUCCUCAUCAAUUACAUUAGGAACUUGAAAUUAUUGGCACCGUUCUCCACUCUCGCGAACGUGAUCACGUUCGUCGGUCUCGCUAUGAUUCUGGUAUACAUGUUCAAAGAUCUGCCAUCCCCCAGCGAGAGGGAGAUGUUCGGCACGCUUAGAAAUUUCUCUCUCUACUUCGGGACGACGUUGUUCGCCUUGGAGGCUGUCGGCGUGAUCAUCGCGUUAGAGAAUAAUAUGAAGACACCGCAAUAUUUCGGAGGCUAUUGCGGUGUCCUCAACAUUGGAAUGACGGUGAUAGUGGCUCUGUACAUUGUCGUCGGUUUCUUCGGUUACAUAAAAUAUGGAGCGGAAGCUGGCGGAAGUGUUACUUUUAAUUUACCGGAGAAGGAAGUUAUGGCGCAGAGUAUCAAGAUAAUGUUUGCUAUAGCUAUUUUCAUCACGCACGCCCUGCAGGGGUACGUCCCCGUCGACAUUAUUUGGAAUACUUACCUGGAGCAGAAAGUACACAAGAGGAAAAUCUUUUGGGAGUAUGUUUGUCGGACGAUCAUCACCCUGGCUACUUUCACUUUGGCUAUCACGGUGCCUCGAUUAGGCCUGUUCAUUUCGCUGUUCGGUGCCCUGUGCCUGUCCGCCCUGGGCAUCACGUUCCCAGCGGUCAUCGAGAUCUGCGUAAUCUGGCCGGACAGAGAGUUCGGCCCGUGCAUGAGCAUGAUUCUGAAAAAUCUAUGCCUGAUCAUCUUCGGUAUACUCGGCCUGGUGAUCGGCACCUACGUGAGCAUCGUCGACAUAGUAAACUCCUUCAAGUGAGGCGCCAGCGGCCGAUUCUCAACGCAGGAACGUGCAAAGAGAGAAAGAAGAGUGGAAACGAGAGCGGAAGAGCAUUGAGUGAAUUAUGUAUGCAGGUGAGAGUGCAGGGGAGUUAAGAGAGUUCCGGGACACGCUUUUACUCGCGUAUAGAAAGAGAGACGCGGCUUCGUCACUAUUUUUCUCAAUGGCUUAAAGAGCUAGAAAUGGAAACCGAGGAGCAUUACGGGAAUGCCUCUUCGUCGCGUGAUCGCCGCUGUCGAUAGUGCACUUAGAACAGAGUGUAGAUGUCCUAUCUCUGGACCGCGGAUGUUUAUGUUUUACAAAAUUAAAUCUGGAAUUUAGAUUGUUAGAUAGAUAGUAAGAAUUGUUUUAUUUGUUAAGCAUUUUCCAGUCAAAUCCAUAGACAUCCGCUGUCUGUUUAGUUGGUGCAGUGUUGGGCAAGAAACGUUGACAAGCUUUUGAAUCAGCCAAAGAAAAUUAGGAAAAUUAGCUUAAUUGCCUUUCGAGUUCGAGACAUUAGGUCAGGUCGAUAUUAAGACGUUUUUCCGCAAGAGGAUAGCCCUCUAUGCACGGUGCCUAUAUAAAUAAUUAACUGUUAAUUGUAUAUUUAGCUCACUUUAGUCGCACUGCCUGACAGAGCACUUCGAACGGAAACCGAUUCGCGUUCUCUGAGCUGCUCCGUUUAUUCGAAAGUAUCUUACAUAAUUAAUCGUAAAAGGCCAAGUAAGUAAGUUUACGAUAUCGUAGAUAGUUAAUUAAAAGAUGCAAUUAGGAAAACGAAGCCUCCAACUCGAAAGGAAUUCCAAUUAAGUGUAUAAUAAUUGUUAAGCAAUUUCAGUAUUUUGAUUCGAAUUGGAAUUGAAUUAGGCCCAUCACUGGACUCUGGAAGAUAAAAAGAACAAUCGCCGACGUAUUUCUCUCGCGAUAAACGAAACCUGUGAUGUGAAGAUUUUAUAUAGGACCGAACUGUUGCAUUUCUACCGAAUUGUUGAUUGUCGUCCUUGAACGAGUUUGCAGGCGUAUGUGUCUGCGUUAUGUUUAUUGCAAAGUUGAAUCACAGGAUAGGAUUAUUGUUCGUGGACCUUUCUUUUGUCUCAGUGAUACGAGUACUUACGUUCACUGUACUGUUACUAAAUACGGAUUCAGAUGUUGACGAGAAUUCCAAACGAUAAAAAAAAUUCUAUGGCAUGAAAUGCCUUUUCUAAUAUUACUAAUAAAAGGAAAUGAAAAUAACAACAAAUCUUAGCUUGUAAUUUAUUAUCUAUAAAAUUCGAACCAAAUAAAUGAUAUCAUAAUUGAUUAUGAAUAUGAUAUGAUAAUGAUAUGAAUUUUAUAAUAAUUAAUCUCGUGCACUUUACUUGAAAUUAUCUUCUCAACACCUGAAUCAUCGCUAAACAUGAUCGUAUACCACACUUGGUAAAAGUAAAGAGACGAGAAAAAGAUGAAACAAAAAAUGUUACUAGUAAUAAUAACAAUAAAAGGAAGGUUUAAACUAAGUUAAACGAAGCCAGCAAUAAAAACUGUAUCGGCCCAUUGUUAAUGCCUUAUUUUCUAUUCAUUCGCGAUGCUUGUGUAACGAAGCGUUAUGCACACUCGCAGCUGUCGCGAAACAGUUCGCGGACAGACUCAAGAACCAGAGUUCAGAGUUCAAACAAUGGGACACGUGGUACCGCGGAUCAGAGUUCAAACAAUGGUACCGUGAAAACGAGACGAGGACGCAUCUACACGCCAUUUAUACAUGUAUACCGUCACUGCCGGGAACCUUGACUCGGGUCAUUACGAUCAUUGCAUCAAAUGACCCGAGAUACAUCCGAAUAUCUGUUAAGCCUCGUGCGCUCGCGAGAGAAAUUUUGUCAUUGCUCACGUGCGAAUUAAUAAAAUUUAAUCGAUGCAUAAAAUAAUUUAUCAAUCACUAUAUUCUAUUACUUAAGGAAAUCAAUUUUCGUUUCUCUGAAUUCAAGAAUAAAUUAAGUGAGUCUUGUCAUACUUAUUUGAAAUUCAUUUUGUUCAUAAAAUUUACAAUUUCGAUUUGUUCGACAAUCUAUAUGAAGACAACGAUUUUUAAUACAGCGAGGCUUUAAGAUAUUCGCCCGAAAUCUUUUUGUUUUCGCUACGUUCGCACAAUCAUUAACUCCCGUUCACCGCUUCCUGGACGCUUACCAUACACUUUUGUUAUAAAGAAAUUUUUAUUUAGACUUUCUCACUUAUCUCGUUUUUUACUCAACUGCUUUCCGUCUUGGCAACUAGGUUCGCGUCCGCGGAGCGUUUCACUUCCUAAAAGAACUCCUUAUUUAAAACGAUCAUGUAUUGUAAGUUACUGAGGAUGUUUCUUAAAAAGAUAUGCAUUUUGUGUAUAAGUUUUAAAUUCUGAAUAUUUUUGUUUUUGGUCAUUGUAUUUCUGAUAUAAUAAACUCUCUAUUCUUA
This is a messenger RNA of Ceratina calcarata, 4939 nucleotides long. RefSeq names its product proton-coupled amino acid transporter-like protein CG1139. Gene Ontology annotation, molecular function: L-amino acid transmembrane transporter activity. The transcript has 10 exons. NCBI's taxonomy places the organism in Eukaryota, Metazoa, Arthropoda, Insecta, Hymenoptera, Apidae. Gene Ontology annotation, biological process: amino acid transmembrane transport. The record is from RefSeq and is a predicted model, not a curated record. Gene Ontology annotation, cellular component: vacuolar membrane. The coding region runs from base 1106 to 2515 and encodes 469 amino acids.